Molecule: messenger RNA, 986 nt
Organism: Engraulis encrasicolus (European anchovy)
Lineage: Eukaryota; Metazoa; Chordata; Actinopteri; Clupeiformes; Engraulidae
Product: syntaxin-1A-like
Exons: 10
Coding region: 114-986 (290 amino acids)
Biological process (GO): intracellular protein transport; synaptic vesicle fusion to presynaptic active zone membrane; exocytosis
Cellular component (GO): SNARE complex; synaptic vesicle; presynaptic active zone membrane
Molecular function (GO): SNARE binding; SNAP receptor activity
Source: RefSeq, a predicted model, not a curated record
GUUGCGGUGAAAAGUUAGGUUCUGACUUUCGUGUGUGAGUUUCGUCGUGUAAAGCGGGCGGGCGGGCAGCGUUACCGAAGGUGGGGAGACCAAUCCAAUCCACAUGCACGAGCAUGAGGGACCGGACACAUGAACUCAGGCAUGAGAAUGGCUGUAAUGCAGAUGAGGAUGAGGAUGGUGAGGUGGUCGUUGACGUGAUGAGAGGAUUCAUGGAGGAUUUCUUUCAGCAGGUGGAGGCGGUAGAGGUGUGUAUCUCCUCUCUGUCUCAGAAGGUCGAGGAGGUCAAGAGGAAACACAGCAACAUACUGGCAACACACAGUCCUGAACCGGACGUGAGGGCGGGACUUGAGGCGCUGAUGAUUGACAUUAAGCAGCUGGCCAAUAAGGUUCGCUCCAGUUUAAAGGGUAUUCAGCUAUCAAUUGAUCAGGAAGGGGAACAAAACACAUCAUCAGCAGAUCUGCGGAUACGCAAGACUCAGCAUGCUACUCUGUCCCGCAGGUUUGUGAGUGUGAUGUUGGAGUAUAACACAGUCCAGUCUGACUACCGGCAGCGAUGCAAGACACUGAUACAACGGCAAUUAGAGAUUACUGGUAGGACUACAACCAAUGAGGACCUGGAGACAAUGUUGGAGAGCGAGAACCCUAACAUCUUUACCACUGGAGUGGUGUUGGAUUCCAAGAUGGCAGCGGCGAUGAGUGAGAUCGAGUCGCGGCAUGAUGACAUCAUCAGGCUGGAGACGAGCAUCAGAGAGCUGCACGACAUGUUCAUAGAUAUGGCCAUGAUUAUAGAGAACCAGGGAGGGCUAGUUAAUAACAUAGAGAGGAACGUGUCCAGUGCUGCGGCGUACGUGGAGAGGGCAAAGGAGGAGACCAAACACGCCGUUCUCAUACGCAAAAGUGGACGCAAGAAGCUGUUGCUGAUUGGCGGUUGUGUGGCUGUCAUUCUAGCUGUUCUCAUCACCUCAUUGGCCCUUGGCCUCAGCUAG